UUUCGACACAAACAGUGAUGUAAAUUGUGUCUCUUGGUUCAUAUAUUAUACUAUGAAUUCUAUGACUCGAAACAUUUUAAAUAUAUUAUACUAUGAAUUCUAUGACUUGAACACUUUAAAAUUAACGGGUGAGAGAAAUAAAAACAACCUGUUAACACACAUGAAAGAUAUAAACCUUUAACAAAAACCAAAAUCCAGCAGUCAAUUAUCCUUAAAGAUGAUAGAGUUGAUCGAGUACAUAAUUAAUAUAUGUUUUAUUGAUCUUGCUUACGGUAAAAUUAUUAAAAAUGUUGGCAUCCUAAUAAGCUCACAGGUUUAAAAGAGAUUUAAAAACAUUUCACAUACGAAACACCUAAAUAACCAUACUUCAGUACACCACCUCAAUCGUAUUAGAAUACAAAUCUUGGUAAAGCAAAGACUAUAACAAAAUACUACAUCACCUAUACAUAUUCCCCGCGCUUGAGCAGAAACUACGCCCCUAGAUGCCUUCGGCGGGCUCUCCAGCUUAGAUCUGGUAGACGAUCAAUUUGUUGAACUAAUAACUAAAAAUUUAGAAGCUCUUCCGAUAACGGAAAAAAAACAACCUAACGGUUGAGUUAGAAGCUGAAAAAUCUUAUGUUCCAAGACCCACAAAAUUUCAAACCCAAAAAAUUUAAACCCAGUUUACUUUAUCACUUUAUCGAAACAUAAAGCUAUACCAAUUUCUUUUUUUGGUCUGCGAUUGAAUUUUUUUUUUUAAACCACAAAACUAUUUUUAUUAAAAAACCGCUAAACCUCUACAUUAAAUAAUUCUAUAACAAUAUAAAUAUAUAAAUAUCUCCACUUAUUACUUUAAUUUUACAAAAAAAAAUAUACUUUCAUUUGAGAAGCUUCACAAUAAAAUCCGUGUAAACUAAGAAAACUAUUUUAUUUACUGUACAUAUACAUUUAAAAUUUUAAAAAUUAAAAUUUAAACCCUUUUCCUUACACUAUUUGGACCGUAAAUUAACAAUUACAUAAGUUCGGUUAUUUUUUAUCAUUAAACUGUAAAUCACACUAAAGGUCAAUCAAAUCUAUACCAAUAUAAGAUAAAAGAAAAUAACAAUACAAAUGAAUACUAUGGUCAUUGUUAGAUCUAUCUAAUCAACAUGUGUAACUUUCGAUCAUCCAUUCGUAGACAAUUAUAGACAACAUGACCAAAUAAACUUUUGUCAAAAAACAAACAAUACAAUUACAUACACAAAACAACACAAUGCAUCGACAACGUACCCAGCUCCGCGUUUGGCUAAACCCCUAGUGUAAUCAAUUCACUUGCAGUUCCUACAUCCCAAUGUAACUGCAUGGUAUUUAUCGAAGUUUCAUGUCAAAAAUAGUUUGAUAAUAAACAUAUUAUUUUUUUCUAUAAGCAUUUAGUCCGCUAAACAAAAGCAAAAUGUUUUCAUUUUUCCAGCAACAUUUGAAGAGUUUACUGUUAGUGACGUGAUAAUUCUGACAUAAUUUUGAAAUCUAAUGUAGCUACUAACUAUUCCUUAAAUUGAAGGAUAUUCUUAACACCUUUCCACACCUUUCCACACACAUUCUCCAACUCUAGUGACAUAAACCAGUAUUUAAACACUAAACAAGUGGUUUUUAUUUUUAUUUUAAUUUUUAAUUUUUAAGUAGAUUAUUUUAGUUUGUUGGAAAACAUGAGUGGUGAUUUUAAAUUUUUGUUUUUGUUUUUCUAAUAUGAUUAAUGAUUCUAAUAAGAAGUACAUUAUUUUAUUACUGAAUUUAAAUUCAAAUUAUUAUUAUUAUUAUUUUGUGAUAAAUAUAUAUUUGAGAUAACUAUAUAAUUUAUUUCAAUUUUAUAAAAUAUUAGAGGUUAUCACUAAAAUAGUUAUUCUUAUAGACUACCAAGAGGGUUAUAUAAAAUUGCUAUUAAUACUCAAAUAUACAAAGGAAAUAUAUUGUUAAAAGCUAGAAAAUUGAAAAAAAUGUUGAAAAUCGAGUUUCCCUAGAUCUCUUGUUACAAAAAAAAAGGAAAUCUAUUUCUCAAAAUCUUAAUGGCUUAAAAUAGAUUUUCUGAAGAAAAAAAAACCAGAAACUGCUACAGAAUCCGUCAACAAUCCACACCAUAAUCUCCACUAGUAUCCCCCACUACUCAAAAAUCAACCGUUCACUCUUUCACCCAAACAACCCACACUCUUAAAAACACACACGAAAACGUUUCAAAACAUAAUUAUCAAAUUCGAAUCACAUUCACUAGAGAGAAAAACAAAAACUAAAAUCACAAAAAUGUUUCGAGUAAGCAACUUCGUUGUGGGUGUAGCCAACACGUUGGUGAUGUUAGUGGGCGCAUCAGCCAUCGGUUACUCCAUUUACAUGUUCGUUCAUCAAGACGUGACCGAUUGUGAAUCAGCCAUUCGUGCACCACUCCUCACGACCGGGAUCAUCCUCUUCUUGGUGUCUUUAAUAGGAGUGAUAGGAUCUUGCUUCAAGGAGAAUGUCGCAAUGGUCUCCUACUUGAUCAUACUGAUUGCGGGCAUUGUUGCGUUACUGGUUUUCUCGAUAUUUCUCUUCUUUGUGACCAACAAAGGAGCCGGUCAUGUGGUCUCUGGUCGAGUGUAUAGAGAGUACCAUACGGUGGACUUCUCGACUUGGCUAAACGGUUUUGUUGGUGGGAAGAGAUGGGUUGGUAUAAGGUCUUGUCUCGCUGAGGCUAGCGUUUGUGAUGAUUUGAGUGAUGGUCGUGUUAGUCAGAUCGCUGAUGCGUUUUAUCACAAGAACUUGUCUCCAAUCCAGUCAGGUUGUUGUAAGCCACCGUCGGAUUGCAACUUCCAGUUCAGAAACGCGACGUUCUGGAUGCCGCCGGCGAAAAAUGCAACGACGGUUGCGACGGACAACGGUGAUUGCGGUGCGUGGAGUAACGUGCAAACGGAGUUAUGUUUUAACUGCAACGCAUGCAGAGCGGGUGUGUUAGCCAACAUAAGAGAGAAGUGGAGGCAUCUUCUGGUUUUCAACAUAUGUCUCCUCGUACUCCUCAUGACCGUCUGUUCAUGCGGUUGCCGUGCUCGUCGUAACAAUCUCGCCGCUACCGAAAGUGACCGUGCCUGAUCACACUAUGUUUUAAGUUGUGUCUUUUUAUUAUGCCUUUGUUAAUUAGUUUCUGUUAAUUAUCUUUUGUUUUCUUAGGAUUGUCAUGUUUGUUUCGAACCAAAUCAUAACUCCUUUAUUGUAUAAUUAUCCAAACUUUUUAAUGACUUGUCAGUGACAAGUGAUUAUGCACGAUCAUUUCUAAGUUGGUUUGUUUGAAUGAUUUGUUAGUGAUUUAUUAAGGAUUGGCCUCUUAACCGGGUAUCACGGUUGCGGAUGGACUCACAUUUCUAUUCAUACGUUCGUUUCGUUUCUUAGGACGUCGUCAUGUUUGGCUACACAAAUAAACAUAACAAUCGUCAUG
This is a messenger RNA of Brassica napus (rape), 3415 nucleotides long. Its product is annotated as tetraspanin-11-like. The transcript is spliced from 2 exons. Gene Ontology annotation, cellular component: plasma membrane; plasmodesma. Gene Ontology annotation, biological process: auxin-activated signaling pathway. NCBI's taxonomy places the organism in Eukaryota, Viridiplantae, Streptophyta, Magnoliopsida, Brassicales, Brassicaceae. The coding region runs from base 2254 to 3072 and encodes 272 amino acids. The record is from RefSeq and is a predicted model, not a curated record.